GGGACCAAAUUAAACAAAACAAAAAAAAAUACAGGUUGUUGGAACGCAUACCGCUUUGCGGAGGCAGCCCUCCAGGACGUCUCGGAACGUAUUAUGUAUGCUACACCAAAAUAAAACACCACUUUCGUUAGAACUGAUCGAUGAUGUCCAGCCAGUUUCCCUGUAGGCUACGACUCGUUCGAACAGAAGGAUCUUAAUGUGGUGGAGGUCAGCACAACAAUCAUGGAUAGCCUGGACCAGAAACGGCCCGAGUGUGGAAGACAGACCCAUCAGCACCUCCAGAGCACUCCACUGGAUCUCAUUGAGACUGGCAAGGGUCUGAAGGUCCAGGCAGAGCGCCCACAUCUGGUUAGCCUUGGGAGUGGACGAUUCAGCACAGCCAUCACCCUGCUGCCACUGCCUGAAGGCAGGACCUCUCUGGGCCAUGGCGCUGUGGACAUCAGCAUCCAGGGCCCAGGUGUGGCAGCUCAGCACUGCUACAUAGAGAACUACGCUGGGGUCAUCACCCUUCACCCCUGUGGGAACCCGUGCUCUGUCGAUGGACUCCCUGUGCACAAGCCUGUUCGCCUGUCACAAGGAUGUAUGCUGUGUUUUGGCCAGUCGGCCUUCUUUCGCUUCAAUCACCCUGAAGAGGCCCUCAGGAUGAAGAGUAUGUUGCCGGCUAGAAACCUCAGUGGCAGCUCCAAAACGUGUACAGAUCCAGAGAGCCUGGUCAAUGGAAAACUUUCACCUGUACUGGCAGACCUACAUCCUGCUGCCCAAGAGAAGGUCCACCCUGAACCUGUCACCCUGGUUAGCUCCAAUGAGAAGGACCUGCAUGACAUCAUGGAGUCCCUUGCUCCAGAUGACGUACAAUCUCUGUCCCUGAAGCCCACCAAAAUGCAUGUCCACCCUGUCCCACAGCUGUCUCCAUCCCUGGUGGUAAAUGAUGGUGGAUACCAAUAUUUAUCUCCUGUUACUAGCCCUGGGGCCAUAUUGGUGGACUCUAGCAUUUAUAAUGCCUCUCCACCUGUAUCCUUGCUCUCUUCUCCUUCAGCAGCCAGCAGUAGGGGCUGCAACAGCCCUUUAUUUGAUGGUUGCCAGGACAUGGUCCCCCCAGUGCCUGUCCGCUCCUCCAGCUUCCGCUACACCGUACAGCCACCCACAUCCCUGACUUCAGCCCUGUCUCCUGGUUGUAUUGCUGCUCAUUCGGGGCUCAAGGUGCCAGAAAGUCCCAGAGCUCAGAGGAAAGCAAUGCAAGAACCUUCCCCAAGCCCCACAUCAGGCUACAGGCGACCGAGCCAAGAUGUACUACCUGCAGUCUGUGUAUCAUCUGCAGUGGGACAAUCUGGCUCCUCAGGUAGGAGCUCAACACCCCCCAAAAUCACCACUACAGUCUUGCACCCAUGCCCAUUGAGUCCUAGGCCUGUCACCUCUGUCCACCAGGAAUGUCCGCUUAGCCCCUUCAGAGAGCCCUCAUCUCCCUCUCAGCCUCGGACUCUUCUGUCUCCUGUGGACCCUAUUGUCCGAGUUGUUCCAGUUAACUUUCAGCCACAAGCACACAAGCUGGAAUCCAAUGGCAGCCUCAUACGAGAGCACCCACCUUUCAGCCCGUCCAUGCCUUGCCAGACAGCCCCCUUGCUUCCAGGUGAACUGGGUGACCCCACCCUAGCUAAGCAUAUCUCAGAGAGUCCUACAAUGUGGUACAGAAGCAGGUCCACCUCAGAAGAGCAUCUGGGGGUUAGGUGGGGCCGAGCCUACAGUCCAUCCCCUGCUCCUCUGGACUUGGGAGAGAGUGGUGGAACUGAACGAAAGGCAAGUCUGGGUAGCAGCUCCUCCCUGACGUUCAGCCUGGGAUCCUUACCAGGCUCUUCCCCCCGUGCCCUCAGGAAAAUGUCUGGAGGGCCUCGGGAUUUGAGAACCCCUUCCAGUGGCAUGCGGGAACGCAAGAACAGCAUCACAGAGAUCUGCAGUAACAAGGAUGAACUACUGGAGUACCAUCGAUGGCAGCGUGCAGAACGACUACGGGAACAGGAGAUGGAGAAGCUGGAGAGGCAGCGGCUCGAGACCAUUCUCAACAUGUGUGCUGAGUACAACAGGGAUGAGAUGGACUGUGAAGCAACAACAGGAGGGAGGUUACAUUUGACUGGUCAAGGUGAGGCAGCAGGCAGGAAAUCCUCCAUGGAUACAGGAGCUCCUAUGGCCCUGCGUGGACCACUUGGCCAGCGGGAGAGUGAUGAGGAGAACCUAAAAGAGGAAAGCAGCAGCACUGAGAGCACACACCAUGAGCAUGAGGAUCCUCUGUGCCAGGACCAGUCCAAACCGCUGGAGUUGGGCCUUCUGGAGGAAGAGCGUAUGAAGGUUCUGGCCCGGGUGGAUGAGUUGAAAGGGCGGGUCAGGGAACUGGAGCAUCAGCUGGAGGCCUCCAAGCAGGAGGUGGAGAUGGAGCAGGCACUUCUGCAGGGUGAGCGCCAGGCAGAGUUGGAGCAGGUAGAGGCCGAGACUGAGGCUGUGGCGCAGUUACAGAGCAGACUCAGUGAGCUUGAGAAGACCAUCCAGAGGGAGAAAGACAAGGAGAGGGAGAAAUUGGAUGCCGAGCGACAUGUCUUGCAGCAGCUGCGGAAUGGACUGGAUGAGUUGAACGGCCAACUGCACAACUGCCCCGAGUCCCUGAGGGAGCAGCUGCAAGAACAGCUCAAAAAGAAGGCAGAACUCUUGGAGUCCGGGACUAAGCGCUUUGAGGAUCUGGAGUUCCAGCAACUGGAGAAGGAGAGCAGCCUGGAGGAGGAACGGGAGACAUUAGGCCAGAAGCUGCUCCAGGAGCAGACUGUAUACCAGAAGAGCUUGGCUUGUAGGAAGGAGAAAGUGGCAGCAUUGGAAACCCAGGUCGUCCAGCUGGGAGAGCAGGCAGCCCUAGAGUAUGAUCAGAUAACUCAGAACAAGAGCCUAACCCUGGAGCAGCUCCAAAAGGAGAAGGAAAAACUGGCUGACCUGGAGAAAAAAUACAUCAGUCUAAUUGGAGGAAAGGGUUUCUUUAAGAGUUCCAGCUCUGGGAAAGAGGAAGUCCUUCAUAUCAGUGAGACUGACCUUUCGGAUGAAGGCCACUCCCAGAAUUCUCAUUGCCAACCUGCUGGCCCUUAUGUAGAUGCCUCUUCCUAUCACUUGUAUCCCAGCAGACCACAAGAGUCUCAGGAGGACACAAAGCUGCCGGAUGUGUGUAAGAUGUACAAACGCAGUUGUGACGCUCGACUUGCCACCUCUGCUCAGCACGGCCCCUUACUUUCUGUAGUACCAGCAGCACCCUGUGAGGCGUUCCAGUUGGAGGAAAAUGGAGAUGGUGGGCAGAUGUCACUGGUCCAAGCAGGAACUGUAUUGCAGUACGAUACUGCAACAUUGGGGCACAACACAUCAGCUAAGUGCCCCCUGAUGGCCUCCAGCAGCACUGGAAGUCUACCUGGGAACUUGGCUGCCACUCUGCAGGGUAUAGAAAAUAAGAGGCAGCUGGCCUUGCAGCAGAAAGGCCAGCAAGUGAUUGAUGAGCAGAGGCGGCGGCUGGCAGAGCUGAGGCAGAGGGCCGCAGUGGAAGCACAGUGCCAGUGGGAGGCGCUGCGUGGCUCUCAGUCCCAGCUUGACGCCUCGCUCCGGUCACCUGAGCCUCCUGGGAUGCACCACUCCAUCCUGCACCACCAAAGCCCCCAGGCACGCGAGCAGCCAUAUGAUACUUUGAGUUUGGAGAGCUCUGACAGCUUGGAAACCACCACCUCCAUAGACACCCACUCAGCUUGCUCUCCAGACAACUUCUCCAGUGCAAGUAUAAUGGACUCCCUGCGGAUGGAGGAGAUGGAGAGGAUGCUGAAGGAAGCUCAGCUGGAGAGGGCCAGGCUGAUUGAGAGCCGAGAGAGAGAGAGCCAGGUCCGGAAGGAGCAGCUGCAGGAGGAGCGGAGGAGGCGUGAGGAAGCGGAACGGAGGCUCGAGGAGGAAACUGUUCACAGGAAGCAACUGGUGGAGCGGGAGGUGAAGAUAAGAGCCAGGAAUCUGUCUCAGGCUCGACCAAUGACACGUUACUUGCCCAUCCGCAAGGAGGACUUUGACUUACGGUCUCAUAUAGAUUCCGCAGGACAUGUCCUGGCAACCUGCUACCACGUGAGCCUCACUGACAAGAUGUGCAAAGGUUAUCUGGUCAAAAUGGGAGGCAAAAUCAAAUCCUGGAAGAAACGCUGGUUUGUCUUUGACCGCCUCAAGAGGACAUUUUCCUACUAUGUUGACAAGCACGAGAGCAAGCUCAAGGGAGUGAUCUACUUCCAGGCCAUUGAGGAAGUGUACUUUGACCACUUGCGAAAUGCUGCAAAGAGUCCUAACCCCAGACUGACCUUCUGUGUCAAGACUCAUGACCGUUUAUACUACAUGGUUGCUCCAUCUGCAGAGGCCAUGAGAAUCUGGAUGGAUGUUAUAGUAACAGGGGCUGAAGGUUACACAGAGUUCAUGAUGUAGAAAGGACUAGAAAAUUGUCUUAAAGCUAAAUUCUCUCAAGAGAAAUUCAAAUGAUUUGGGCCUACAGGUCUUAGUACUGAAAACCUGAGUUUUGAGAAGACUUUUUCAUUUUGUAAUUUUGUUAGUCUUUGUACAAUUAUUUCAGUCUGGCUUCAGAUUGUCCUCUGAUUUGUAUUGUUCUGGCUGGAUCAAAAAAGGAGCUCAGAACUUUUGCUUGUGGGGUUUCAUUGCCAUUACUAAGGGCUGAUUCCUACAGUCAUAGUGCAUCUUAUAUAGUAGUGAAUCGUAUGUUGCAUCAAACUGAAGUUCGUUUGUACAGCCUUGUUUUUAUGCACAAGUUUUACAGGAAAAGAAAGCAAUUAAACAUUCAUUCCAAUGUAAUUUUAAAACACUAUAGUCACCCCACAAGGAGUCUUUUGCAUUUUGGAUAAUACAACAUCAGUGGAAGUAUCUUUCACAUUUCCCUGUGACCGAUGUUGCCAAAAAUGUGCAAGCAUAAAAUAUUGUGCCAAAUGUGACUGUUACUUGAUACUGAACCAGCAGUGAGGCAGAUGAUUUUGGUGUAUAAAAAUAAAAAUAGUAUUUGCCACUGAAA
Messenger RNA from Scleropages formosus (Asian bonytongue), 5065 nucleotides. RefSeq names its product pleckstrin homology-like domain, family B, member 1b (gene phldb1b). Gene Ontology annotation, cellular component: basal cortex. Gene Ontology annotation, molecular function: protein binding. Gene Ontology annotation, biological process: regulation of microtubule cytoskeleton organization. The transcript has 23 exons. Bases 223 to 4470 code for a protein of 1415 amino acids. NCBI's taxonomy places the organism in Eukaryota, Metazoa, Chordata, Actinopteri, Osteoglossiformes, Osteoglossidae. The record is from RefSeq and is a predicted model, not a curated record.